CUUUUUCGAGAGAGAGAGAUGAUUUUAAUUUAAUGCGCCCAUUAGCUUCGCAUUGCACCUUAUUGCUCGAUUGUAUUUUUCGGAUGGUUCCGAUCAGAUUGACCUUGAACCCCGCCUUGUUAAUACCUUAAGUAGUUAAAAUAUCGUGUCACUUCUACCUACCACCAACCUACAUACCUACCUUACCUACCUAAUCUAGGUAGCUUACCUCCUCCAUCCAGUAUCUUGUCCCGGCAGUGCACCUCACCUACCAUGGCCGGUGGAGAAGAUACGCUGGCGCCUCCAGCAAAGACCAACACACAAGAUCCUGGCGCGCACGAACUAGAGUCCGAAUCCGACGACCACUUCUCAGAUGCACACUCCGCCCCCUCGGAAGCUGGCGAGACCUCUCCCAAGCUCCCGAAGACCAGGGUGGAAAAGGUUGAUAAUGAGCCAUCUUUCGGCGAGGUACCCGGAACUGAGGCAUACCAAAAGCGGGCAAGCGAUGCUGAGCCUGAUGAGAUUGCCGUUGCCCCAGAGUCUUCCAGUGCCGUUGGCGAGCCCGAAGACAGGAAACAGGAUUCAUCCUCAGAGAAGCCGCAGGUGCCGCUGACUGUGGUGGAAGAGACUGUGGACUCGGCCGGAUCUAUAACUCAUUCCGGAACACAUCAUGAGUCGGAUGCUGUUCCCGACAAGGUGGUCAAGGUGGAUGAGGGCAAGUCUGACGAAGACAAAUCUAGUUCCAAGGAUGGGGCCAUAUAUACUCCAGUAGCAACUUCAUUACCAUCGCCCCCAGCAGAACCUGAAGACACUCCACAGAGUCCAUCAAAAGUUGCUGCCAGUGCUUCUCUUGAAGAGUCAGGUAGCGCUACUGCGCCCGAGGAGGAGGAGGAUGAUGAUGAUGAUGAUGAUGGCGACUUCGGGGAUGACUUUGAUGAUUUUGAGGAAGGUGGCGGCGAUGGGGAUGAUGACUUUGGUGAUUUUGACGAUGGUUUCCAAGAACCAGUAGCUCCAGAGGACGCCCCUCCGCCAGUCGCUGCACCCCCGCCGCCAGCUCCAGGUUAUAUCCUCUCCUUUCCCGUUCCUGACUUCGAAGGCCUAGAUGCCGACGCAGUGAUGGCCACCACAGAACCUUAUCUCAACGCUAUAUACCCACCAGACGACGACGACAUAGUCAUCACUCACUCAUACCCAAAAGACAACCCGAUAUUCCAAACCCCGCGGAGUGCAUCUUUAUGGGCGCAGCUAGUUGCACCCCCUCCACUCCAGCCGCCGGACUGGAUCCGCUCCCGCAUCCGCCGCCUCUUCCUUGUGUCUCUAGGCGUACCUGUGGACCUCGAUGAGAUCCUGCCAGCUUCCAAGCAAAAGAAGCUGGUUCUACCAUCUCUCAACCGCGCCGGGUCCCCCCGCACAUCCACGGACUCGCGAAACAUCACCAGGCUCAAACAGGAGGCCGGCGCCUCGACAACGAGCCUCGAUUCGCAAGGCAUCAAGAAGCCUCGUCCCAGCGGCGAUGCAACCGGCGCGUCCUCCUCGACCGCACGCAAGAAAAACGAGCCCGUCGAGCCCGAGCUUGACCUAGUUUCUGCCAAGCAACUCUGCAUGACCACCGACGAAGCUCUCGACGGCAUGACGGAUGGUGAGCUGAAAGAGCAUGUUGCCAAGCUCCAGGCCAUCGAGGGCGCCGCAAAAGAAUUACUGGAGUAUUGGCAGAAGCGCACAGACGAGAAAAUUGGCGACCGAGAGGCAUUUGAGGGUGUCAUUGAAAGUUUAGUGAAGCACGCAAGAAAAGUCAGAAAGUAGAGGAAGAAAAGGGGCGACCAAGGUCCCCAACCUCCGCAAGGUGAUGAUAAUAAUAAAUAAAGAGAAAUCUCUGGUUGAAUCUCGACUUUUUAUAGACCUGAU
Pyricularia grisea is the source of this 1884-nucleotide messenger RNA. RefSeq lists its product as uncharacterized. Lineage: Eukaryota; Fungi; Ascomycota; Sordariomycetes; Magnaporthales; Pyriculariaceae. The record is from RefSeq and is a predicted model, not a curated record. The transcript has 4 exons. The coding region runs from base 253 to 1782 and encodes 509 amino acids.